Geodia barretti is the source of this 639-nucleotide messenger RNA. The record is from the annotation of a GenBank genome assembly. NCBI's taxonomy places the organism in Eukaryota, Metazoa, Porifera, Demospongiae, Tetractinellida, Geodiidae.
UAACUGUAGAGAAACGCUUUCGUGUCUGGUAGCUAGGUAUAGUAUGGCAGAGUUUUCUGCAGUAGUUGACCAUGUUUCAUCUGUCAUUGCGCGGUGUAUUGAGUGCGCUGGAAACGAAGAUAUAGCAGAUUUGGACUUUAUUUUGACCUUUCUUGUGUCUUCUUCCACUGAACUUGGAGAACUUCUCGAUGAAGUACUAGUCACUCGAGAGAGACAUGUAGAUGAGAAUGUUUUGACACGUUUACGGGACCUCCGCAUUUGUCUCAGCCAGUUAUAUGAAACUAAACUGUUUUUCCUGUAUCCUGAGUGGAGAGCAGGUCAAAAUGCUCAGAGAUAUGCGCUACACCUGGCAACAAGUAGCAGAUGUAUUGAUGGUUUCUAGAACAACAUUAUGGAGGCACUUAACUGAAAUGGAUAUUUCUACUUCCUGAACUACACUGAUAUUACUGAUACUGAACUUGAUGGUGUUAUGCAGUUGCUUGUCACUGAUUUCCCCAACAAUGGCAUUGUAAUGAUGUGGGGCCAGCUUCGAAGUAUGAAAAUAAAUGUGACCCGUCAAAAAGUACAUGAUUCCCUGACGAGGGUAUCACCGAAUUUCAUUAGACACCGCCGUUCACACACAAUAGCCCGCCGUGUGUA